AUGUCGCCUGUUCCCACACAAGACUCGUCCUCGAUGCUGCCGAGUACAAUGCAACACGCUCACACUUCGUUGGUUGAGCCAGCGCAAAAGCUUGGGUCCGAUUCAUUCUCGUACGCUCAUCUGUGCUCUACUCGGUCGCACUCGCAUCCGAUCCAAGACCACCCGUUUGCAGCGGCGUCCGAGUUUUCAAGUCUCGCAUCACCAACCUCAUCAGCGUCGGCUUCAGACCAUCCCACUUGCACGCCAGCAUCGUCGGGGAUCCCUUCGCCGUUCGAAGAGCUUGCAGAGUCCGACAUGCUCAAAUCCUCGGGACAAGCGGAUUGCGACUCGAAAAACACGCUUUUCGACCAGUGGAGACCCACUUCACACUUUCUUGGACCUCAUGGCUGGAUGAACGACCCAUGCGGUCCUUCGUACGAUCCACGCACCGGCCUUUACCAUCUGUGGUAUCAAUGGAACCCGAGCGGAUCCACGUGGGGCAAUAUUAGCUGGGGUCAUGCGUAUAGCCACGACAUGGUCCACUGGACAUGUCGUCAUCAGCCCGUGCUGAGUCCCGGCGCGAAUCAUGACUCAGAGGGUGUGUUUACCGGAUGUGUGCUGCAAAGAGCAUCGAUUGGCGCUCCAGAGCAAGCUGCAUCGAGCGCAGAGAUGAGCGCGCUCUACACGGCCGUCUCCAAGCUGCCGAUCCACCACACUCUGCCCUACCACUACGGAAGCGAAAAGGUGGUGCUUUCAACCUCGGCAGAUGGAGGUGAAACAUGGACUCCCCAAGGCAUCGUCGUACACGGACCACCCGAGCAUCUCGACGUGAUCUCGUGGCGCGAUCCGUACAUUGGCGAGUGGCCUCUUCUAGAUGCGCUCCUUGCACGCGAGACUCGCGGGCUGUACGCACUCAUCGCCGGUGGGAUCAAGGACACCACACCAACGACGUUUGCUUACUCGAUCGACGCCACCGAUCUGAGCCAAUGGACGUUUGUCGGCACGCUCGCCGACGUCGGCGUCAAUUACAAAGCGGCUCCGUACGGUAUUGAUCUGGGCAAGAACUGGGAAGUUGCCAACUUCUUCACCAUCACCGACAAAUCCAAUGCGGCUCGUAGCACGGCAGCUGAGUAUCUGCUGAUCAACGUCGAGGGAUGUACCGAGCCGGGACCGGCACGACAGCCCGUGUACAUGAGGUUGGACCUCGAUGCGACUCAACAAACCGACGAGGGCGAGAUUCGUCUUGCAUCAGCACACGUGGGCUUACUCGAUCACGGAUGCCUGUACGCGGCUAGUAGCUUUCACGAUCAAAAGCACAAUCGAAGGAUCAUGUGGGGCUGGAUCACGGAAGACGACUUGCCCGAGGAGUAUUACAACACACAGGGAUGGGCUGGCUUGAUCUCGCUGCCGCGUGAGCUGUUCCACCAUGCUUCUUCGUGCGAACUCGGCAUUCGGCCUGCAAUCGAGGUCGACGAGCUUCGGCGCGGUGCACAGCGCAUUUCGGUCUCGUCGGACUGCAUGGUGUCGCAUGCCAUUCUCGAGCUUGCUGAAGCUGCGGCGACGGAUGCAACUGCAGAUGCAGAUGCGGUGGCAGUGGCGAAGGCGGAGGCGGAGGCGGAGGCGGUCGAGCUCGGUGUAGUGCAUGUACCCCAGGUCAACAGGCGCUCGUACGAGCUGCAAAUCGAGCUGAGUGCCGAUCAGCCUGGCUUGGUCGUAGCGCACAGCAAAGACUUGUCGACUCGCACACUGGUCUACAUUUCAUCUUGCGGACAGCUGGUUGUCGACCGCUCGCUCUCGGCCGGUCAGACGUCGGUGAUCGCAAAACAGAUCAACGUAAACACUUGCACGCUUCGCGCCCCGCUCUCGACUCAAUCACCCACACACAAGCUGCGCAUGUUCCUCGACAACUCGGUCCUGGAAAUCUUCCUAGACGAUCUCAUCGCGCUCUCCACGCGCAUCUAUCCGGAUCCAGACGACGUGCAUCUGUCCAUCCUGACCAACCCUAACGCAAAGCCUCAAGGCGACGUCCAUAUCUGGCAAGGGCUGGAUCGUGCGAUUCUUGGCUGA
Molecule: messenger RNA, 2046 nt
Organism: Mycosarcoma maydis (corn smut)
Lineage: Eukaryota; Fungi; Basidiomycota; Ustilaginomycetes; Ustilaginales
Exons: 1
Coding region: 1-2046 (681 amino acids)
Biological process (GO): sucrose catabolic process
Molecular function (GO): sucrose alpha-glucosidase activity
Source: RefSeq, a predicted model, not a curated record